This is a messenger RNA of Amphimedon queenslandica, 588 nucleotides long. RefSeq lists its product as uncharacterized. The record is from RefSeq and is a predicted model, not a curated record. The coding region runs from base 28 to 588 and encodes 186 amino acids. The transcript has 4 exons. Lineage: Eukaryota; Metazoa; Porifera; Demospongiae; Haplosclerida; Niphatidae.
AGCAAGAAACUUAAAGCUAAUAUAGCCAUGCUGACUGAAAUAAAAUUGCAAUUUGAGAAGAUAAUUGACAUUUCAACUGAAGAGAAUAAGAAACUUAAAGCUAAAGUUGUUGAUAAUGAAAUGGUAAUUGCUAAACUGACAAAAGAGAAUUUACAACUAAAGGAAGAGUUGUCAAUGAAAGAUAUUUCAACUGAUACUAAGAGUAUUCAAUGUGAUUACUGGACUAAAGCAGAAUUACCAUUUGAUGGUAUGGUAACAUUGGGUAAGAAGGUGUGUCUGUAUAAUGCUAACAGUAGUUAUGAGUUACAGUUGGAUGAAUGUGGUCUUACCCUCUCUCUACCUGAUGGACUCUUCUUUCCAGUGGAUAGCACUGUCCAUGAAGCUGCUGCUCAAGGUCUAUGGGGUGGAGAUUUUGAGUUCCCUGGAGGCACACAUCUGAUCAGUAGUGUGUGUUACAUAUCUGUGUCUCCUACUGUUCCUGAACUGGAUAAACCAGUGACUGUGCAGCUAGUACAUUGUAGAUACAAUAGUGGGUCUUUCCUCUACAACCGUUUGAGAACUAUCCCACCGCUGCCACCAAAAAUGUAA